This is a messenger RNA of Penicillium riverlandense, 897 nucleotides long. RefSeq lists its product as uncharacterized. NCBI's taxonomy places the organism in Eukaryota, Fungi, Ascomycota, Eurotiomycetes, Eurotiales, Aspergillaceae. The transcript is spliced from 2 exons. Bases 1 to 897 code for a protein of 298 amino acids. The record is from RefSeq and is a predicted model, not a curated record.
AUGCCGUCUGUUUCGGUUCUGUCCGAAUAUACAUUCGCCAACUGGGGACCACUCACCACGACCUGGACCCCACCCGCUUCUUGUCAGUCGUUCCACACGGACUACCUCGGAAUCGCCCACACCAGCGCUCCAGAACUUAAUCUCGGCCAAGUCUCCUGUGGCGUGCCCACCAAUCCUUGGGGCUGCUUGCCAACAGGUACUAUCACGGAUCUCCCAACCGCAACCUCGUGGUUUAAAGACAUUCGCAAAUACGCCUUAUACGAGAACUACUACUCUCCAGGUCUCGACUGUCCCUCCGGAUGGGGUCCAGUUGCAACGGCGUCGCGCAAUGGGACUAAGACAGUCGAGUGGAAUGGGGCUAUUGGAGCAACUACCACCUCGGAUAGGGCCUCAGACGUCUUCCUGUUUCCGAACGUGCCUAACAAUGUGUUCCUCCAAGUCCUCGCCCCAAGCGAGACUGCUGUACUGUGCUGCCCAACGUCCAUGACCCCUGGUUUUAACGGAGAUGAUUGCUACUCAAUUGUGCCGGACUACACGCCUUCGACUAUGUGCCAAACCCAGCUGCCACAGGUUGACGUGGGCACGGUUGAAUCCAAAUCGAUCUGGUGGUACGGCACCACCGUCGAAGCAAAUAUCAUGUCAAUCACUGGAGAUGCCACCGCUUCGCGGGUUAUGACCACUACCCUUGAAUCAAGCGAUUUAUCCUCCCUUGUUGCCGUCACAGUAGUUGCCCCUCUGACGCUCGUGCAUCAGCCGACGGAUUUGAGCGCGGCAGCCACGUCUAACCCGGCAGCAAGACUUAAGCCAAGCCCCUCGAAUUGGAAUGGAAUUGGCGCUGUGCUUGGGAUCACCGCCGCAGGAAUGAUGAUGGGAGCAGCUAUUGUUUUUCCGUGGUAG